CUUACUAGAAAUCUAGUGUUUUGGCACUUUGGUAGAGUUUACGAAAACCAGUAGCUAUCCAGGAUCAAUCCUCAAUUUCUGAAAUUUGCAUAAUAUUUUCCAACUCAAUUCAGCCAUUUCAUUUUAUAAACAGAGACAAGAAGACUUUUGGAUUUAAGGGUAAGCCAUCAUGUCUGAGGAGACAAACUCUACAAAAGUGGAGUCUUUGGAUGUGAAACCUUCACUUUCUGGCUCUGCUUCUAACACCACCACCACAACCUCACAAGGCUCAGGAGGCACAAAGUCAAGCUCACAAAGUCUUAAACCCAACUACUCUCUCAAGUUUACCCUAGCUGGCCACACUAAAGCUUUGUCUUCUGUCAAGUUCAGCCCAAACGGAGAAUGGUUGGCCAGUUCUUCUGCUGAUAAACUAAUCAAAAUUUGGGGUGCUUACGAUGGGAAAUUUGAGAAAACUAUUUCUGGUCACAAACUGGGUCUGAGUGAUGUCGCAUGGUCAACAGACAGCAAGUUACUGGUCAGUGCAUCGGAUGAUAAAACCCUUAAAAUUUGGGACUUCGCUACGGGCAAGUGUUUAAAGACGCUGAAGGGACACAGCAAUUAUGUUUUCUGCUGUAAUUUUAAUCCACAAAGUAAUCUUAUUGUCUCUGGUUCUUUUGAUGAGAGUGUUCGUAUUUGGGAUGUGAAGACUGGCAAAUGUCUGAAGACGUUACCCGCCCACUCAGAUCCAGUGACCGCAGUCCACUUCAACAGAGACGGUUCCUUGAUUGUCUCAAGUAGCUAUGAUGGCCUCUGUCGCAUAUGGGAUACAGCCUCAGGCCAGUGUUUGAAGACUCUGAUGGAUGAUGAUAACCCACCUGUUUCAUUUGUCAAGUUCUCACCCAAUGGGAAAUAUAUUCUGGCAGCAACACUUGACAAUACACUCAAGCUAUGGGACUACUCAAAAGGAAAGUGUUUAAAGACAUACCUAGGCCACAAAAAUGAAAAGUAUUGUGUUUUUGCCAACUUCUCAGUCACUGGUGGGAAGUGGAUAGUGUCAGGGUCUGAGGAUAACAUGGUCUACAUCUGGAAUCUUCAAACCAAAGAAGUUGUUCAAAAAUUGGCUGGACAUACAGAUGUUGUACUGAGCUGUGCAUGCCACCCAACAGAAAACAUCAUAGCCUCAGCUGCCCUGGAGAAUGAUAAAACAAUCAAAUUGUGGAAGAGUGACACGUAGCAUGAACACCAUCUUACAGCCAAUAAGUCAUUUCUGGUUGAUAGCACUGAGUUGUGUACCAUCUCUGUGUAGGGGGGGGGGGGGUGUGAGAGGUCUAUCUGGGAGCUGCUGUCUUUACAUAUUGUCCUUCACCUGGCUUUUGCUAAACAUUAGGGGUACAUGUGGCUGUUGGGGGGGGGGGGGGGGGGUUAAUGUUUGCUCCUUGUACUUUUAAAUGCACACCACCAUUUUCAAAUCUCUCCAGACCUUCAAACCUAAGCUGUAAGAGCACCAUGGAUUUCCUGUGCUUGAUCUAGCUUUCAGUUUUAGAAAUUUGAGGCGAGUAGAAUUGAAGAUUUGUAUAAACUGUGUACAGUCUGUUGAAUGACAUGAGUGGCAGCAAGAUGUUCCCUCUGUUUUGUUUGAAUGUAUCUAUCUAUGUAAAUAGUAGUGGAGUUGUGUACAAACAGGUGGGUGCUAUCAGUGUUCUAGCCAUGGUUGAUGUCAAGAUCAUUAUACAAGUGAUCCAGAGAAAAGCCAUAAGUUUCUCAUGGGGGUAUCCAUUCAUUGAAUCAUUCACCUAUUUAUUCAUUCAUUAUGAAACUCAUAGUCGACUUGAAGUGUUUCUGUAUCAUUUUGCUGAUUCUGUGUAGCCAUUUAAAAUGUAGGCGUGGCAGGACCUGAACAUGAGACUGUCACCUGGUGGGUGAACCUUAGGAUUCCUGCUAGAUUGGCUUAGAAUUAGGGGGGUGGGGGGUGUCAGUUCAUGUCAGACUGUAAAGUUAGCCUCUAAUGAUGUAUAUAGACUCACUAGAAUGUACAUAUGAUUGUUAAUGUAGGGGUUGUCUGUACUUUGAUGCUGUUUAUGUAGGGAGGGGAUCUGUACUUUGAUGUUUUGUUUACAAUCAUGUAUGUGUUUUACUUGAUCAUUUAAAAAAUAAACAUCCUUUUUUUUCAA
This is a messenger RNA of Physella acuta, 2150 nucleotides long. Its product is annotated as WD repeat-containing protein 5. The record is from RefSeq and is a predicted model, not a curated record. Lineage: Eukaryota; Metazoa; Mollusca; Gastropoda; Physidae. Gene Ontology annotation, molecular function: histone binding. Gene Ontology annotation, cellular component: Set1C/COMPASS complex.